Messenger RNA from Suillus subaureus, 324 nucleotides. RefSeq lists its product as uncharacterized. Bases 1 to 324 code for a protein of 107 amino acids. The record is from RefSeq and is a predicted model, not a curated record. The transcript has a single exon. NCBI's taxonomy places the organism in Eukaryota, Fungi, Basidiomycota, Agaricomycetes, Boletales, Suillaceae.
AUGGAAUGUGCCCUCGAUAUUUUCAGUGGGGACAUGUGUGUCAGUGAACUGAAAGUCAACAGCAAAGGAAAGGCCAUCAAGGUCCCACACACCAUGAACAAAGCCUUGGGCAAGCCCAGUAGCGCUCUCAAGGCGUUUUCAGACACGAACUACAGUGAGGUGACCAGGGGAUACAUGAAGUCUAUCAACCACCUCCGAGAGUCGGUCAUCUGGGAUGUCUGGGAGCGCACCAAGGACAUUGCUGUGAAGAGGCAUGGUGCGCCCACCACUCUCAACAGCGAGGAUUCCGACGAUGAGCGUGCACUCAUCUACAACAACUGGUAG